Molecule: messenger RNA, 5646 nt
Organism: Drosophila hydei
Lineage: Eukaryota; Metazoa; Arthropoda; Insecta; Diptera; Drosophilidae
Gene: GEFmeso
Product: myosin-M heavy chain
Exons: 8
Coding region: 924-5576 (1550 amino acids)
Molecular function (GO): guanyl-nucleotide exchange factor activity
Source: RefSeq, a predicted model, not a curated record
GAGUCGAUGUUGAUGCAGUUGCCAUUCGCUCUGAUCGCCGUCGCCGUCGUCUUCGUCGUUUAGCGCGCGUGCGUGCAACGCUUGCAAGUGUUUGGUUGCUGUGUGCGAGAGUGUUUUCCACAAUUAGAAAUAACGGUGCGAAGGUGAAACUGGAAAGUUAGCGAAGCGCGUUCAUUCCAAGUGCAUCUUCAAAUUGAUAUUUUGCAAUUAGCCUUUUUUGUUAUAUUUAAAGUUGUCUUACCUGCGCACCCAAAACAACCAACAGAAACAACAGCAAAGUAUUCAAUAUUGAAAAUAUUCAUGUGGCCAGGCAAAGUUCAUAGCCGGUUUAGUCAUACGCGAAAUUCUGAGAAUUCUACAAGUGGAUUUGAUCUAACAGUUAAGUGUGCGCAAAUGUGUGUGUGUUUGUGUUCGUAUGCCUGUGUGCAUAUUUAUGUAUGUAUGUAACAGCUGUUGCGCUGCACUUCCAAUCUAAAUUGCGUACUUAUUAGGUAUUUGCUCUGCUCCGAAUAGCAGCAGCAGAUAAGAUAGAAGCCAAAGACGUUUUGCACAGUGUAAAACUCUUAUAAUACCGCGCGUUCGCGUUCGCAUUUGUGUGUGUGCGCGUCUGUGUGUGUUCAUAUGUAUGUGUUUAUCUUAUCGGUAGACCAUUGAUUGAAGUAGGUUUUUGCUUUUGGCUAAAGCAAUGCCGGGUGAAGUCAUUUGCGCAGCGACUAAGCAAAAGAGUCUAUGGACAACUAGAUAGGAUAUCUAAGCACCUAUAAAACACCAAAAAACAGCGAAAAAAAAGAGAAGAGAAUAAAACCAGCCACGCAAUCUUUGGCUACAUUUGGACACAAACCAAAUACCAAACAAGGCAUUGGUAACAUAAAUCAACUGCAGCAGCAGCAGUAGCAGUAGCAGCAGCAGCGGCAAUCACCAAGAUGUCCAGCUUAGAAUCCGAUUCGGACACCUGGGAGGACUUUUUUGGCAGCACCACAGAGCUAGCACCGUCGCUGCUGGGGUUUUAUGACACGCUGACAAACAGCUUGGCCGUUGGUGCAGGGGCAACGAAGGCUGACAGCCAGCAAAGCAGCGGUGAGUCAACGCCUAAGCGCAGCAAUAGCAAUUGCAGCACCAGCAGCAGCAGCAGCAGCAGCACCAGCAGCAACAGCAGCGACAACCAUUCGGGCAGCUAUAGUUUAGAUGGUGGACCACAAACGCCGCUGGUGGUUGCCGGCCUGCGUGACGAUGUGGCUGAUGGCGUGCAGCUGAGUCGAUUGGUGGUGCAACGGCGUCAGGAGCUGGGCAGCAAUCACAGCAUCUCAUCCACAGCAUCCAGCAAUCAUUCGCGGCGCGGCAACAAUAUUCGCGUGCUCUCGCCCAAUGUUCAGCGGAUUAUUACACACGCAGACGCGGAGCCCGUAAAUGCCGUGGACAUCGAAGCGAUCCAACAGCAGACACACUUACUGCCCGGACAGCGCAGCCCCACGCCCGUGCGUUAUGCAAAGGCCGCAACCACAGCACCACCCAAACUGAAACUAUCGCAUCUGCCGCUCUCCAAGACAACGGGCAAGCUGUCCACUCAAUCGGGCAGUGAUCUGGUGUCCACCUUGGAUGGGGGCAGCGACUACGCCGGUGGUGCACACAGAAAGGUCAGCCCAUCUGCGGAUGAGGACAAGACACCCACAAACAAAGCAGCACCCGGCACACCCUUUCACUUCGAGGGAAAUCCGUUUGCCAAACUAAAGCUGCAGAGCAUCAAAUUAAGUGAAAUGGAACAGUUGGCAGUGACGAGCAUGCAGCUGACAGCAGCACCACCAGCAGCGGCAAGUACGCCGGUGCCACCGCCCAGGCAGAAGGCAUUCGUGGUGGCCAGCGAGCCGCUCAGCCCUGAGCCCUUUGUGGAUGCGAUUAACUUCGACCUGGUUGCCCAGCACAUCGAGAAGUUGACUCUAAGCGACCUCGAUCUGGGUGAAAGGGAGCCAGCCGAGCAGCUGGUGGAGGCCAUAAACAAGCCGCUGAUUGGUAAGCCACUGGUGCGCAGCGUCUCGGCACCGCGGGCCAACCUGAGUGGCUCCCCCGGCAGCACUCCACUGCAGACAUAUGCACGUACCAAGUUGAAGAGUCAGAGUGGCAAGGCGAGCACAUUGGGUGGUGGCAUGCCGCUGCGGCUGCCCACAGCCGAGCAGCUGGCUGAGCUGGAGGAGGCCAACAAGCUGUCAGCGGAGAGUCUGGACACGUUGACAGACAUCAAGCCGAAAUAUCCGCCACGUUUAAGUGAGCUAACACGUCUCAACAAUCGUCCACUGUCCUCCUCCUCCAUCUGCUCCACUUCGUCCAGCUCCAGCUCGGGCUCGGAUCAGCUGCUCAAUGGCAAACUGGCUGCCACCUCGUAUUUGGCCAGCGUUGAGAGCUUGGCCGAGAGCGAGAACGAGCUGGGCGAUCAUCAUCAUCAUCAUCCCUCGCACACGAAUCCCAUGAGCGUGCUGGAACGCGCGUGCAUGGAAAUUGUGGACUCGGAGCGCAGCUUUGUCGAGGAUCUAGGUCAGGUUAUCAAAGGUUACCUUCUGGACUGGAAGGAGCGCGCUUGCCUGCGCUCAGACGAAUUGCGAAUACUCUUUGCCAACAUUGAAGAGAUUUACGAGUUCAAUUCGUUGCUGCUGCAGCAGCUCAUCAACUCGGGCUUGGAUCCGGGACGAAUAGCCAAAUGCUUCAUUAACUUGCGCGAACAUUUUAAUGUGUACACAACCUACUGCACAAGCUACCCGGAAGCCAUCUCGCUGCUGACCAAACUGCUGCAGGCGAAGCACACAAAUUCGUUGCUGGCCUCCACGCAGAAGCUGCUGCAACAUCGCCUGCCCCUCGGCUCCUAUCUGCUGAAACCGGUGCAGCGCAUACUCAAGUACCAUCUGCUGCUGGACAGCCUGCGCAAGCACUGCGAUGUGAAGGAGGUAGCUGAGGCGUAUGCCAUAAUGCGACAGGUAGCGCAUCACAUAGACCAGGUGAAGCGUCAGCAGGAGCAACAGAGUCGUGUCAAGGAGCUGUCCGGCAUACUCGACGGCUGGAUGGGACCAGAUCUGAGCGUGCUGCGUGAACUGAGGCACGAGGGCUUGCUCAUGGAGCAGCACAACAAGCCGCGUCAGGUGCUGCUCUUCGAGACGAUGCUGAUCAUUACCAAGCAAAAGGAGGACGGUCGUCUGCAGUUCAAGAGCCUCAUAACCCAAAAGAAUCUAAUGUUAAGCGAACAUUUGCCCGGGGAGCCGACCAGCUUCUAUGUCAUACCCUUCGAUGAGCCGCGCAAUCAAAUCAAGUUGACGGCCAGAAAUCGUGACCAGAAGCGCAUCUGGACGCAGCACAUUAAAGGUGUUAUGCUCGAGGAGCUGGAUAUACCCACUCGUGCCAAGGAGCUCGUCUACCAGCUGGGCAACGAGGAAGAUCGCACGCCCGAUCGCAGCACCUGGAAGUGGAGCCUGAACUCCAGCAGCAACUCGACGCCCACCUACUUGGAGCGACGUAACGCCUGUCGGCGCAGCGAAAUACGUUCGCGCAAUUCCAAGUUCAAGCGCAAGACGCUGACCAACUCCAGUUCCUUUGACAGCUUCAAUGAGUCCCUGGAGCAGCCCGCGCCGGAGCAGGCAACGGCAGCAGGAGCUGCCGCUAAGCCGGUCAAGCCGCUGGCGCGCAACAACAGCUUCGAUGACACUGCGCUGCAGAAGCUGGCCGCAGCUGUACGCUAUCGCAGCAAGCGUGACUUCAAGUCCAGUGCCAGCAAGGAGCACUGCAAGUGCGAGGCACAGCAGCAGGAUCAGGAGCAGUGCGUGUGCAUAUUGCGGGAUCAACGCAGUCGCACCAAGUCGCAGAGUCCUGUCUUUAGCUACAAGGCGCUCAAGGAGCGCAGCAAGUCGGUGCCACGCAUCAGUGGCUUCAGCCUCGACGAACAGCAGCAGCAGCAGAGGGAAGCAGACGAUGAUAGCGCCGCCUCGCUGCGUGGCAGCAAACCCGAUCUCAGCGAGCGCAAGGUCAAGGGCAAGGGCUUCUUCGAGGUGAAGCAAUACAAUCACAAGACAAUGCCCAAGCGCAUUGCCACGCUGAAGAAGCAACGCGGCAGCAGCAGCAGCAGCAGUGGCAGUCGCAAGGAGAGCUGCUCCACGUUCUACAUGGAUCUCAGCGAAUUCGAUAGCUCGGCCGUGCUGAAGAUCACCGAGUCCACUGAGGACCUCGAGCUGGCCGAAGAGGCACAGGAGACGAAGGCGGAACAGUAUUAUGCCAGCGAGCUAGACACGCAGCCAGCGCCAGCUGAGAAGUCGAAGCGGGAUGCGGAGAUCGUAUUGGAUCUGCUGAAGAACAACAAGGAGUUCGAGCGCAUCUAUAAUAAGAACAAACAGCAGAAGCAACGGCGCGAUAGCAGCCAGGCUACGACGCCCCUGAGUCCCGGUCCCGAAGAGGCGCCUCCAUUGCCGCCACGCCCGCCAUCGCGCUCGCCGCCGCCGCUAGAGGCGGAUCAGCUGCAGCAGCUGCAGGAGCAGCAACAGGAAGAGGAGCCCAUUUAUGAGACGCUGCUGCGCAACGUGCAUGUGCCCUAUAAAUUCUCACCUGUCCUGGGUCGCGCCAAGUCUGUGCAGUAUUUCAAGAAGCGAACGCCAGCCCCACGACCCGAGUCGGACUACGUGACGCUCGUCUAUUCGCCGGAUGGCGUACUGCAGCGCGUGGGCGAGGAUGCGGUGCAGCAGCAGGAACAGCGGGACAGCACCGGCUCUGAAUCGAGCUCGGGCUCAACUGUAAAGCGCGACAGCCAAACCACUGUCAUCAAUCUGAGCCUGGAGUCCACCAACUCAGAGGCCGAUCAGAUCGAUGCGCUUUACGCGCGUCCCAUACCAAAGAACCUUGUGAAGCGACUGCUCAAUGGCAAUGGCGCGUCGAGCGGUCAAAAUGUUAGCCAUUCGGAGAUCUCGCUGCUGCCGCGUGCUCUCAAGUCCAUCGACAAUCUGACCAUGGCCUUUGGACGCACUCCGAAUCGUCCGCCCGAGCGACGCGUUUCCGAUGUCAGCGAAAUGUGUCGUCAGAGCAUUCUGCAUCGCCAAGGCAGCGAGGCAGUGGGCGAGCGCAUGGCCCAUGUCGACUAUGCCGAUCCGAAGACGUUGUUCAGCAUCAUUGCCGGCUCGGAGGCAUCGCUGCAGCGUGACUCGGUCUUCUCGCUGACCUCCUCCUCGUGCACCUCCAGCGACAGCAUGUGCGAUCAGCAACGCAAACGCUCGGCCGCCGAGCUGCCUGCAUCCGGAUUUGAGUAUGAGCAGCAUGUGGAGGACAGUUUGGAGAACGAUUUUCGCGAUUCGGCCAUUUACAGCGACGAUAACAACGAGAAGCGCAGCACUGACUACGAUGUGAAGCGGCCACGAAGUCCACCACCUCCGCCGCCUGCGAAUGGCUCCGAGCGUCAUCCGUCUCCGCCACAGAUAGCGCCGAAGCCAACGAAAACAACGCUACAGGAACUUCUGGGACAGCAUCAUCCAAGUGUGGUACUCUGCCCACCACAUCUCAGCCAGGCGGCGUCGCGCAGCUGGGUGCUCCAGCAAAUUGAGAACUUCAACAAGUAAACCAGUUGAGAGCAAUUCCUUUGUCCAUUGCCAUAGAAAUGCAUCCUUUUGUAUUUUUUAUUAUUAUUAU